CCGCGCGGGCGGGGCCGGGGCGAUGGGGAAUCUGUUCGGUCGCAAGCGGCAGACCCGCGUUACCGAGCAAGAUAAGGCUGUGCUGCAACUAAAACAGCAACGAGACAAAUUAAAGCAAUAUCAGAAAAAGAUUUCUCUACAGCUAGAACGAGAGAGGAUUUUUGCUCGUCAACUACUAAAAGAUGGCAAGAAAGAGAAAGCCAAGUUUCUGCUAAAGAAGAAGCGUUAUGAAGAGCAAUUGUUAGACAAAACUGAAAACCAAAUUAGCAAUUUAGAGCGCAUGGUCCACGAUAUUGAAUUCACACAGAUUGAGAUGAAAGUGAUUGAAGGUCUCAAAAUUGGCAAUGAAUGUUUAAAUAGAAUGCACCAAGUUAUGUCAAUAGAAGAGGUGGAAAGAAUCAUGGAUGAAACCCAGGAGGCUGUAGAGUACCAGAGGCAAAUAGAUGAGAUAUUGUCUGGAAGCUUCACUACAGAGGAUGAAGAUGCUAUUUUAGCUGAAUUAGAUGCCAUCACUCAGGAGCAGAUUGAUCUUCCAGAGGUUCCCUCAGAGCCUCUCCCAGAAAGGAUUUCAGAAAAAUCGCACAUCAGAGUCAAACCAAAGCCAGAAUUGAUUGCUGCAUCUUAACUCCACUACUACCUGCGGGGUAUCCCUGCAUUGAAUCUCGGAAUCCCAGCAUGCCUGGGGUAUAGGAGGCCUCCCUGCUGGCAUUACCCAGCCAUCCUGGAGCAGGUUUUCUGCACAGAAUGGAAGCUGUAACUGGUUAAUGUCCCCAUAUCAAGGUUAUUUUGUAGCGUGCACACUCCUCCUUUUUGUAACUUAAAUGGGAUUAAACGGUGACUCUUAAACCCUCCAAGCCAAAUGCUUUUUGCGACCAGAUUUCAGCUACAGACCUGCCUCAGAUGCCAGCGGAGCCUCCCUGUUUCUCUCGCUCUCUCGCUCUCUCAGUUCCUGAUACACGUUGGAGCAUGUUGUCACUGCUCGGCUACCCAGAGGAAAGAACUUCUGUGGAACUUCCUGGCCUUCCUCUGGACACAUUUCACUCUGGCUCUUCUGAAAGGCUGUUUUCUUUUGGCAAGGAUGGAAUCUCCGAACCUUGUUAAAUCUGUGGGUUUUGUGUGCCAAGAUUUGAGCGUCUCUUCCAUUAGUAGUCCCAGCUUCUUGUGUUAGGCUGCCAGUGGGGAUCCUAGAAGUUGAUUCCAUGUUCAGUAUGCUCUUGAGGUAAAUGCGCUCAUGUAGGCCUGGGUACUGGGGAAUAAUGCAAGGCUGAUAGGCUCAUUCAUUAGACGGAAGGAGUCUCGUUUCCUGCUGGGGGAGAAGUCUAAAUGGCUUGCUAAGGGUUUGUGCUUCAUAUGCUUCCCUGGCCGCCUGCUUUUGCCUCCAGAGUCUCGCAGCAUGAAAAGACUGAACAGAAGCUCAGCUUCUGAGAACUUCUCAAAAACAAAUGAGUUCAGUCAUAGCAGAGGGCUUUGUGAUGGCUCCUGCCCACCUUGGAUUCAUAGAUCUGGGCAGUGGGCAUACCUUUUGUUUUUAAUGACAGAGCCACUUCUCACCUUUAUUCGUGAGUUGGUAAGUGGGUUUAAGAGCAGACUGAAGCUGCCACCCUCCCAUGGUUCUCCUCUCACAGAAAAUCUGAAUGUCCCUUCAAUUUCCUGAAUAUAGGAUAUUGUUAACAGUAGUUAACACUUGAAGACUGGGCUGUGAGCUGAAUAGGGUUCCCUUGAGUGGACGGUUCAUAUAUCAAUAAUACCCCAUCAUGUUGUAUUGAUUUUGAAAGUAUUCCAUUUAGCUUGGGCUGGUGGUUAAACAACGGAGGGGACUUGAAAGUUGUUUUGCCUGUUACCAGGUUGGACAAGAUAAUGGCUGUAUUUGCAUUGUUCACCAGAGGGCAGUCUUACUCUAAACCCUGACUACGACUGUGAAGGAACAUUGAGUUGUGUGUCUUAAGCUCUGAAUUGCUCUAGGAGGGUUGCAUUUAUUUUUUGUUUCUUCAAGCAAAUGGCAAGGGAGCACCUGAAGGAAUACAAGGGCCUGCUCUGGUGGUGUCCUGGGUCUCAUACAGACGGGGUUUCUUAAAGGGCUUUAUUAGACACCCCCCCCCCACCCCCAGUUUAUCAUACAGCUCAGUGCCUGGGGAAAUAGAUGGAAGGAUGCUUCUUCUUUUUCCUUGCCAGUAAGAACAGAAACGAGAAGAACUAAUGAAAACUAAAUUUGCAAAGCCCAUGAAGAGAAAACACCACUGUGUGCCACGUGGCCUUAGAGAACAGGCUUGGACUUAGCUAAAUCGCUUUGUGAUUUCCUGAUCCAUACUCUUCUUGAUGACUCAGGUGGAAUUAAAAGUGUUGUUCAGCCUCCAGGAAAGUUCUGUCUUCUCCAUUUGCUGUCCAUGGCCAUAAUUUGGCUGAAUUCCUUUUGGGAGCUCCUUAAAACAGGGAAGGUAGAAGCAGGGUAGGUAGUGACAAGUUGGUAAUGCCUUCAUUCCCCUGAUGUCCUGUUGUGUACCUUGGUUAGGAGCCAAACUCAACAUUGGGGAUACCAUGACAUCCUAGUGUUUUUCUUCCAGCAGGAGACUGAGCUAAAAGGUGAAGAGAGAUUUGAAGUAUUUUACGCAGAAGGAAUGAAUGAAUGGCUCUCUAUAUUCUUAAGAAUGUGGGUCAGGGAUAGAGAUGUUAACAUAGCUUUGCUGCUUUUGGGUUAUGUUAGCAGGGUACCCAACUUUAAUAGCUUUCUUUAGAGGUCACACCCGAACUGCAAAUGUGGGCCAGAAAAAAAGUGCUCUCACUGUGCCAGUCUAUCACAUCAGCUUUGAAUAGGAUGUAGGCUAUGAUGUGGAGCUUCAUGAAGCUCAAAUGUGAACUCGGGCGCUGGGGUUUAUUAUGGCUUCUGGGGCAAUCUAGUGUUAGCAAAAUUACAUUUCAGAUUGAAAUAUGAAUUCAACCUGUGUCUUUCAGUGGGGAGGGGCAGGGUGUGUUGCUAAGAAGCUCCUUGUAUGCAUUGUACUUUAGCUUCCUGGAUUCAGACAUGCUCCUAUCCCUAGGAGUCAUGUUCCAGUUUAAUUCCCCCCAACAAAGAAACUUAAAGGCAUUUCCCACUUGGAAGGAGUUCAAACUGCAGCAGAGAUUGUGCAAUAGACAUAGCCCCCAAAUCUGUCCUUAUCUAGAAGGUGCCUUGCCUUGUCCUUGUCUUCAAGGACUUCCCUGCCUUUUAAACUCCAGGCGAGUUCAGCCUCCGUUGCUCAAAGCCUCACAAGUCUUUCUUUGGUGGAGCUAUUCCUAUUCUCCUGGGGGUUUGUGUAUAUGUGUUUGGGAGGGGGGUAGUGCUUGUAGAACUGCUGUACUUGUCUAGCCCUGAUGUGGUUUCUAUGCCAACUCAAUGCAAUCCUGGGAGGAGGAACAGAGGAAUUGAUUCAACAGUGAUCAGUUUAGCAAAACCAAAAGGUUUCCUACUCCAACUCUACAGAUAAUGUUCUAAUGUAUUCUAAUUCUCUGUAUUCUGAUUGCCUGAAGAAGAUUCAGGUUUUAUCAUAAAUGCUUGUUCAACCA
This is a messenger RNA of Thamnophis sirtalis, 3540 nucleotides long. RefSeq names its product charged multivesicular body protein 6 (gene CHMP6). Lineage: Eukaryota; Metazoa; Chordata; Lepidosauria; Squamata; Natricidae. The record is from RefSeq and is a predicted model, not a curated record. Gene Ontology annotation, biological process: vesicle budding from membrane; late endosome to vacuole transport via multivesicular body sorting pathway. Gene Ontology annotation, cellular component: ESCRT III complex; multivesicular body.